Molecule: messenger RNA, 2012 nt
Organism: Pisolithus orientalis
Lineage: Eukaryota; Fungi; Basidiomycota; Agaricomycetes; Boletales; Pisolithaceae
Exons: 5
Coding region: 27-2012 (661 amino acids)
Source: RefSeq, a predicted model, not a curated record
UUAACCUUUCAGUGUGCUCAGGCAGUAUGCUCCUCCCAUUCAUAUCACCGCGACCUGAGGAGAGGCGCACUACUUGCCGCGACCUCAGCCUCAAGUGGAAAACCCAUAAAGAUAAUCAGAGGUAUUUAAAUCCUGAAACCGGGAUAUGCACCAGGCUUCAAGUUCAGGCUAUGCACCCCGUUCCAAACACAAAUCAGGUCAACAUUUCCGACAGCGUUCGGUGGGCACCGAAACUCGCCGUCUUGCUCUUCUGUGCCCCACCUUCCACCAUUUCACAAAUCAUUCUCUGGCCUCUGAGGUUCAUUCUGUGUUCCCUCUUUCUGCUCUCUUGGCCACUCGAUGGUCUACCAGGCGGAGGGAGUUACACGGAUAUAUACCCCGCAUAUCUGAUGAGCUACUGGGGGCAAUUGUGGGCUGCCCGAUCGCGUAGGGAAUAUUCUAUUUUCGAUAAGAUGGUCGAAAAGAGUCCGAUGCCCACCCCUGCCGAUUUUUCUGCCAUUUACCUUUGUGAUAACCCGGAUAUUGUUAUCAACUAUCGCUACGUUGCCAUCUCGUAUCGACAGAGCGAUGUCUUUCAGCGAGGCUUCGAUGAUGAAGGAAAGAAGAGGGAAGAGGAGCAGAAGAAGCAGUUCAUCGAGUCGGUCCGUUCCACGACGUUGCAGUGCGGAUUGCAGGUGUAUUGGCUGGAUCUCGAAUGUUUGGGCGAGACCACAGAAGACAAGAACAUUGACCUCUAUCGGAUGUCAGAUAUUUACCACGGAGCGAUCUUCACUCUUAUUACCCUUCGCAAGUCGGACGAUCAGCACAGCAUUGAGAGCUGGAGGAGCUGGGGUGGUCGUGUGUGGACCUUCCCAGAAGCGUUGCUGAGCGGGGAACUUCGUUACCGGAUUGGGUUGGACGGACCUGUUACACCCAUCACUCUUCACGAGCUCGCUAACAAGGCCUACGAGUACUACAGCGAGGAGAUUGCGAUCAUCAAUGCUUAUGGCGGAAAGGAUCGUCUAGACCGAUUGGAACAUCUUACUCGUCUUAAAGCUGCGAUUUGGCGUCGAGGCAGUGCAGCUCUGCCCAAAGCUCGGGACCCAGAAAAGCAGCGCCCGCAAACUGCGCAGCAGCCCCAGCUCCAGCAAACGGGGUCACCAAACCUUUCCUAUCCUGCCGAGAGAGUUUAUGCUUUAAUGGGCUUCUUCGAACAUCGCAUCAUGCCAAGUAUCCUUGAAACGGAGCUACAGGCCCUAGCCCAGCUUUCGAUGGCCAACGAUAGCAAUCGUAUGGCGGAGCGGAUGGUUUCGAUGCUUCCGCAGGACAUCCAACCUCAAGCUUGUUGGUACGCCAACGACGAUCAGUAUGAAUCGGAACUUUGGGACAUCGAACCAGAGGUUAAUGUUGCCGGAGCAACUGAGAGGGGUGCAUUAGUUCUCGAUGGUUGUCGAGCAACAUGCAUCUGCUGGGAGGACUUUCCAGAGAUUUCAUUCCGGAGGACAGAGUCGAUAAGGCGAACUAUUGCCGGCAGAAUACCAGUCACUCUUCCAGGCUGGUGCUUUAUGCAGCAAUUUGGUACCGCCUUCUUUACAUGUGCAGCAUUCAUGCUGGUCUCUGGUCCUUUCCUGACCGCGUACUCCAUUUCUGGUCGCAUUCUCGCCACACAACCUUGGCUUAUCGGAAUCAAAGGCGUGAUGUCACCCGAAGAGGCUGCAGCCCACAUUUAUGGUGCAAUGUUGUCUAAGCGCCAACGCCUAUUCUUUACCCCCAGCGGACUUGGAAGUCAAUAUGACGAAGCUUUAGCGCAGACCGGGGACGACAUUUACACACUAAUCGACACGUUCUCGGGGACAAUCUAUUAUUUCACUGCGAAAUGUCCCCCCACAGUAUGCCUUUUCACUGGACGUGAGGGCGGACUGGGUCGCUUUGUACUCUUUCUUCGCAAAGAGGUGGUACUACGCAUGCCUUCCCACAUUCACCGAGUCAUGAUUCCCUGUGAUUGGGUUGCUAUUGGUGGCACGAGAGAAUGA